This is a messenger RNA of Syzygium oleosum, 552 nucleotides long. Its product is annotated as agamous-like MADS-box protein AGL62. The coding region runs from base 1 to 552 and encodes 183 amino acids. The transcript has a single exon. Lineage: Eukaryota; Viridiplantae; Streptophyta; Magnoliopsida; Myrtales; Myrtaceae. The record is from RefSeq and is a predicted model, not a curated record.
AUGGUACUCUUCGACCUGGGCUACAUGGCCUUGUCUCUUGGCCGUCCUCGCAAACAAGAUCCUAGGAGCGCUGCUGACAUCUAUUCAGAAUGUGCGCUGGAGUCCAUGAUUGUACUCUUCGGCCUGGGCAAUGAGGCCUUGUCUCUUGGCCGUCCUUGCUGUCAAGUGAGUCCCAACCGGGUCGAAGAUCCACGCGCAUCUGCUUCUCAUGCUGUUAGGCAAUCCGAAGGCAAACAAAGGGCGAAGCUGCGUGAACUAUCCAAACAGAACUCGGAAUUGUCGACAAAACCGAGACCUACAAGAAAGUGCAGGGUUGAACUCCGGCGAGAGUUAGAGAAAUGUCCGAUCAAAGACUGGUGGGAGGCACCGGUCGACCAACUAUCCUUGGAGGAGCUAAAACUUCAUAAGAGAAGGUAUGAAGAAUUAAGCAAGAUGUUGAUCCAAGCAAUUGGAGACCGAACAGCUGAUUCUCAUAGCAACAAUUCCGACGAUCCGCCCAGGACUGCUUCCAAGGGAAUUUCAAUGUCUUUGAAAUGUAAUGAGGUGGUUUGA